Condylura cristata (star-nosed mole) is the source of this 3902-nucleotide messenger RNA. It is a transcript of the gene RAB4A, whose product is annotated as RAB4A, member RAS oncogene family. Lineage: Eukaryota; Metazoa; Chordata; Mammalia; Eulipotyphla; Talpidae. Gene Ontology annotation, molecular function: GTP binding; GTPase activity. Gene Ontology annotation, biological process: regulation of endocytosis. Gene Ontology annotation, cellular component: endosome. The transcript has 6 exons. The record is from RefSeq and is a predicted model, not a curated record. Bases 137 to 478 code for a protein of 113 amino acids.
GUGGAAUUUGGCUCAAAGAUAAUAAACGUUGGUGGUAAAUAUGUCAAGUUACAGAUAUGGGAUACAGCAGGCCAAGAACGAUUCAGGUCUGUGACGAGAAGCUACUACCGAGGAGCAGCCGGCGCCCUCCUGGUCUAUGACAUCACCAGAUGCCAGAAUGCUAGCGAGUCAGAACAUCGUGAUCAUCCUCUGCGGGAACAAGAAGGACCUGGAUGCUGACCGGGAAGUCACUUUCCUAGAAGCCUCCAGGUUUGCUCAAGAAAAUGAACUGAUGUUUUUGGAAACAAGCGCACUAACAGGGGAGAAUGUAGAAGAAGCCUUUGUACAAUGUGCAAGAAAAAUACUUAACAAAAUUGAAUCAGGUGAGCUGGACCCAGAGAGGAUGGGCUCAGGCAUUCAGUACGGAGAUGCAGCACUGCGACAGCUCCGGUCACCGCGGCGCUCCCAGGCCCCCAGCGCUCAGGAGUGCGGCUGUUAGAGCAGCGGGAGACACAGGUUCAUACAAUGGUAUUUGAGACACAAUGGUUGGAACUUGAAGAACCUGAAGUUUUUUAUCACCAUCUUUUUCUACUUUAUACAGAAGUAGAUCUUUGUGCAAAAAAAAGGAAAAAAUAGCCUGGGUUGUUAUACGAAUUAGUAGAUAUGGCACAGCAAACCAUAUAAUAAAUCUAAUCAGUGGGCAGCCACACUAGAUGUACACAUGUAUGUAAACACUUCUGUUCCAUAUUUUCCCUCUCCUCCUCGGUUGAACUCCUGGCUCUGCGCUGUACAUAUUCCAGCCCAGGUCUCUGCAGCAUGGUAUCUGAUGUUUGAUCAAUGGAACUUGCACUAAACGCACUCUGAUUUUUUUUUUUUUUAAUCAUGUGAACCAAGACUUGUUCAUUGUGAGGUGUGCUCUGCUCAUCAACGUUGCUUACAAGGCCAGUCAGUUCUAUUUAUGACUGAGGCUCAGAGACACUGGCAUCCAAGCCAGGGCAGUACAACUGAGCUCUGCUUCCCACCGUCCACAAGGCGUUGACAUGAGCCACGCUUGAAGUAGUAGAUCAGUAGGUAACUCACAAAGCAAAAUAAAAUGAAAAAUUGAGUCUUUCCACGAACAUUACACUGUCCAGCACUCUGUUGAUUUUAAAGCAUCUCUGUCCAGAUCCAUCAGGAAGUGUAGGCAGGGCGCCUGCUCUGUUUGAGACACUAAGGAUUCCGCACUUUAACCAAACUUAGUCUGCAACGGAUUCUACCCUCAACUGUCAGUCAGUGCAAUAGACCAAGUCGCUUGGGGUUACUCGUCUGUUCCCAGUUUGCUGACCUGGUCUCCCUGCUACAAAAACAUGUUGUUUACGACUGUGCUUUUCUGGGUUUCAACAUUACAGUAUCACUGCCUCUUUUUAAGUCUUUGUGUUUUGUGUUUAUCUGAAGGAAACCUACUAAAUCAAGUUCAUAUUAAAGGGAUACCAUUCCUUAGGCAAUUUCUGUAGUGCUUUUGCCAAAUACUUACAUGCCUUACCACAAUUAUCAAGUUGACAUAUUUUUACUUCCCAUAAGGUAUGUUGAAAUAUAAUAUAUAUUGUAUUACAAAGAUGUGUUCUAAUAUUUUACAAUGUUAAUGCAAAAAAUAGGUGUAGAGUUUUUUCCUUAAGGUUGAAAUACAGCAUUUAAGACUGCAAGGUCAGAAAGGCCAUCUGAUCUAUAAGCGCUAGCACUGUGACUUGUCAACUGAGACUGACUGGCACAUUUCAUCACUGUUGAGUUAGUUAGAAGUUCCUACUGCUUUUUGUUGUUUUAUUUUCAUCAACAGCAAAAACUCUGGGAAGUAAUUUUAAAAACAUACAGAUAUCAGUACAUAUCUUUUUAGCUCUUUUAAUUUUGCUUUUAUAAUGCCUUAUUUUCUUUUAAGAAAUCCUAAUAUGAAGCAAAUACCCAACCUAAACUACUUCUUGGGCCUUGCUGGAAGAAUUGUUUCAUUUACUGUUUCCUUUAUGAUACUUCUGCAAGCUGCUCAUUUGUGAGCAGUUUCUUGCCUGGGCUAGGAAUAUGUCCAUGUGACAUCGGUUUGUUCAAAAGCAAGAAAUUUAAAAAGAAGCAAAUUGUCAACUUGGCUUAUAAGUGAAACUGUUCAUUAAACCGCAGGUAUACCGUCCCUGCCUUUGGCUGGUAAAAGUUGCUAGAGAACCGGGGACAGUGGUUCUUAAUAAAAGGCCUUUAGGGAAAAAAAUGAAGAGGGGAGCUGAUUUGGUAUUAGGAAAUUCAAAGGGUUUAGGAACUUGGGGAAGAAACCAAAUAUAUUUCUUAUUCCAAGGUUAAUCUAGGGAAAAGCAUCAUACAUACGUUGCCCACAAUUUAAGUCUUCUUGAUGCUCUUACUUUACAUUUCUAGAAAAGUAUUUCUUCAGUCUUCUUAGAAAGAUUCUAAACUCCACUUAGACUUGAGACUGUAAUUUAUUUUUUUCUAAUCCAGGAUUUACAAGAAAAUAAGAACAUCAGGAUUUAGGGAUCCUUAAUGAUUUUAUUGAAAACUCAAUAUCUGUGAGUGAAGUAAGAAUUUUUGAGGAAUCUUUCAGAACAUUGAUCCCUAGCCAGUGAGCAUUCUCCAAUGCUCAAAUCAGAACCUUAAAUGAUUUGCUGUUCAUACUGUGACACCAUAGGUAGGUCUUCAUUCCAUCAAAUUCACUUCUUUCUUUGAAAGGGAAAUUAGACUUUAAAACACCUGUAAGUUUUUAAUCAUGUUUUGUACCAGUUGUAAAGUGAGUCUUACUUUCUGUUCAUGUACCUAUGCCUACCUGUCAAUUUACAGACCACUUGGGCUGGUUUCCCAUUUUGCUUGGCACUCCCAAUUGGGCUAGCUUCUUUGAUGACCUGUUUCUAGAAUUUUAGAGGAGUUGAUCUGAGAACACUCAGCCUGCCAGUUACAAAAAGACAGUGACUGAGUAAACUUACCCAUCACCCUCUGACUUUUACUGCUUACUGCUAGAAAAUACUGGAAGCAGAGUUUUUGUUUUUGUUUUGUUUUGUUUCUUUUAAAAUAGCAUUGAUAGGCUUUUCAGGUUCUUAUUAAGGAAGUUUUCAAACAUGCACAAGUAUGGAGAAAACCACCCAGCAAGCCACAGUAAGAUCCAGCUUCAAAAAUCAUCCACAUUGAGCCAAUCUUGUUUUAUCUACAUUUACCCACUUCUUUUAUGCUGUAGUAUUUUAAAACAUCCAAAGCAUCUGUCAUGUCACCCAAAAAUAGUCCAGUGUUCAUCUCUUUAAUUUUUAUAAUCACUGUCUCUGGAAAUUUCUUAAAUACAAGGCCAGGAAUGGUUAUGCUUUUUCUUAUCUUGCAAUUAUAAAAGGUUGAUUUUCUAAAACAUUGAAAAAGCAGACUGUACAUCAUUCAUACAGUGUUCCUGUGGUUAUUUCCUGGCACGCAGCCAUUUGGACCAGAACCGCUAUCCGCUGGCGGAGAGGGAGUCAGACCCCCAGCAGGGCCGGCCUGUCCUCACCCGCCAGCACAGGCAUCUGCAGAGAUCCCGCCGCAGGGGCUGACUGUUCAGUUUCAGUUUCGCCACAGCCAGCCUUCCAUGAAGUAGACCAAAUCCGAACCCUCUCAGCCUGCGUACAUGCCAUUACGAAGAAUGUAUUUGACUUUGACGCAUGCAUUUCGUCACACUUGGAUGCACGCUCACCAAGUAGGCGUGAUGGAGCCACAUCACUCGCAGUCAGAGGACGGUCCUUCGCCUUCUGCGGGAGCCGAAGCAGAAAUAGACAAACGUCCCGGACACCUCCUCUCUCUGACUUGUGAAUGUGGCGUGUAAAUUUCCUUUUGAAGAAGACCAGAAUUAAGGGAAACAAACUUGCUAAAUUUCGGAAUAUUUCAUAUUCCAAAAUAUCCUGGAAAUAAUUCUGAUCACUAAAUGUUUAAGGACCGAC